Molecule: messenger RNA, 3141 nt
Organism: Ictidomys tridecemlineatus (thirteen-lined ground squirrel)
Lineage: Eukaryota; Metazoa; Chordata; Mammalia; Rodentia; Sciuridae
Gene: Ccn4
Product: cellular communication network factor 4
Biological process (GO): signal transduction; cell adhesion; positive regulation of cell differentiation
Cellular component (GO): extracellular region; extracellular matrix
Molecular function (GO): heparin binding; integrin binding
Source: RefSeq, a predicted model, not a curated record
AAGCAGGAAAAGUUUUUUUCAGAGGAAAAUGCGGGGCUUGUCCUUCACCCUGACGUCAGAUCUUGCUUUAAUAAAACCCCCCGAGGGCUUCGGAGGAAGCCUAUCUGCGGCUCCUGAUGGGCAGGGCCAGUCUGGGCCCAGCUCCCCUGAGAGGUGGCCGGACCCUCUGGCUGAUCCGUGGAUGCCGGUGUCAUUGACUUCCAGGCAUGAGGUGGUUCCUGCCCUGGACGCUGGCGGCGGUGACAGCAGCGGUGGGCAGCGUCCUGGCCACGGCCCUCGCUCCGGCCCCCACAGCCAUGACCUUCACCCCGGCGCCGCUGGAAGACACAACGGCAAGCCCUCAAUUCUGCAAGUGGCCGUGUGAGUGCCCGCCAUCCCCACCCCACUGCCCACUGGGGGUCAGUCUGAUCACAGACGGCUGUGAGUGCUGCAAGAUAUGUGCCCAACAGCUUGGGGACAACUGCACAGAGGCUGCUGUCUGCGACCCCCACCGGGGCCUCUACUGCGACUACAGUGGGGACCGCCCGAGGUACGCAAUAGGAGUGUGUGCACAGGUGGUCGGCGUGGGCUGCAUGCUGGACGGGGUGCGCUACCUCAACGGGGAGUCCUUCCAGCCCAACUGCAAGUACAACUGCACUUGCAUCGACGGCGCGGUGGGCUGCACGCCCCUCUGCCUCAGCACUCGGCCCCCGCGCCUCUGGUGCCGCCGCCCACGGCGGGUGAACUUGAAGGACCAGUGCUGCGAGCAGUGGGUGUGCGAGGACGACGCCAGGAGGCCACGCAAGACCACGCUGCGGGACACCAGCGCCUCGGAGGCUGCAGGUGAAGUGGAGCUCUGGCACGGGAACUGCAUAGCCUACACAAGCCCCUGGAGCCCCUGCUCCACCACCUGUGGCCUGGGGGUGUCCACGCGGAUCUCCAACAUCAACCCCCGGUGCUGGCCCGAGCAGGAGAGUCGCCUCUGCAACCUGCGGCCGUGUGACGUGGACAUCCGUCUGCACAUCAAGGCAGGGAAGAAGUGUCUGGCCGUGUACCAGCCAGAGACGCCCAUGAACUUCACCCUCGCAGGCUGCGUCAGCACACACUCCUACCGACCCAAGUACUGUGGGGUCUGCAUGGACAACAGGUGCUGCAUCCCCUACAAGUCCAAGACCAUUGAUGUCUCUUUCCAGUGUCCAGAGGGGCCUGGCUUCUCCCGCCAGGUCCUGUGGAUCAACGCCUGCUUCUGCAACCUCACCUGCAGGAAUCCUAAUGAUAUCUUUGCUGACUUGGAAUCCUACCCUGAAUUCUCAGAAAUCGCCAAUUAGGUGCACAUCAUGGAUCUGGGGGUCUGGCUCAGCGAUGGCAAAGCAGCUGGCCCCUCUGGGGCCAAGAACUUCACAACUGAGCCAUCAGAUUUUGUCUAUUUCUUCCUCACUUCUAAUUACCCUGAUCUGGACUCUUCUUGUCUUCCACUACCCAAAUGACCCAUGAUGGUGCUGCUCAGGUCCACACAAUGGGUCCCUUCCUUGGUGACAUUCAGCAUCACUUCAAAGAAAAUACUUAUCUCUAGCUGUUCUGGACAAGCCCCAAGCCUGAUCCAGCCUGCCCCAGUCAUCAAGCAUCCUUGUGCAUCUUGCCCAGUCAGCUGGACAUCCACUAUCACAAGUUCCCCUUUUGAAUGCUAAACUGGGGGACCCUUUAGUCCCUUCAGAAUGAAGCACAAAAUUGGGGACACUAGAAAAACUGUUACUUGGAUAUGCCAAAGGGACUCUUACAGGCAGCUGUUCAUAACACCUUAAAAGUAGCUCUGCUUCCUAAGAUUUGUGCACCACAUAGUCCACAAACCUUGGUCAAGUGAGGCUAAUGGUUGUUUGACUAUUAAUGGAAAACUGUAUUCAUGAACCUGGGCAUUGUCAAGGUUAAAUAUCUCCUCACUGCUGCACUGUCAGGGUCUCAGCUGGGUUCAUCCCAGUCGGAAAUUCAAUUUCAUGAACAUCAGUUUUGUUCAUGAGAAAAAUCUCCGGUCACUACCCAGAGACAGGGCAAGGUCAGCCAAUUUUUGAGGCAGCAACUGACCCAAGCACCACAUCUGCUGCUGACCAACCCAUCUGUGGGCAUCUGGCCAGGCACCUCCUUGCAACAUGACCCUCUCUCUGCUCAGGGCUCAGGGGAGUUGGUGGAGUGCUGGAGAGUGGUGUUCUGGAACAUUCCUUCACUUUUACAGAACCUCAGCAGAAUCCUCUGAAGUCCACCAGACCACACCUACCAGGCCAGGUAAGGGUCAAACCACAAAGUGGCUCCACCCUUCCUUAGCCUGGCAUGGUCUCGGAGACUAGAGAUUAUAAAGACCACAGAGUCCCUGGGCCCAGGACAUACCUUUUCUACUUCAGUAACCUACUUCACAGCCCCUGGGUCUGCAGAUCAAAAUAACUCACUUUUCUGGUGUGAAGUCAGAGGUUGACCAGUUGUUUCAAAGUGGAAUGAUAUUUAAUGACAUUAUCCUUUGGUUAAUAGCCAAAAGGAGCUAAAGCUAAAGGAAGAGAAGGUUGGUAUAAAUAUAAAUGAGACUAUUAUUUAUUUUAUUAGUAGCAUAUAAUACUGUCAUCUUUCUUUCUCUGUGUGUUAGACAUUGUUCUCAGUGCUUUACAUACACUUUCUCAUAAAUUUUCAUGAUAAUGAUGAAAAAUCCUAUUAUUAUUGCUGUUCUUACAAAUGUGAAAUGGAAGCCCCUGGGGUUAAGGAGACAUGACCAAAGAAACUCAGCUGUAAGUGAGGGAAUUGGAAUUCAUAUCCAAGGUGGAGUACUUCUCAGUCCACAUUCCCCCCUGCUGCCAGAGUUUCCCAAAGUGUCAGAAUAAGAUACCUUAGUGACAUAAGUGACUUCUCCCAAUUUUGCUCUUCACCCUGUCUUUCUAGCUUCUUUCCAGAAAGAAGAGAGUAUCUGAUGUUCUGGUAUUUUGGUAUUUAAGCAUCCAACAAUGUGUAAGAUAAACAGAAAUCUGUGCAUCCCUAUGGGUCACCCCCUCCUCCAAACCUGGACCAGCUCAUAUCAAAUCUCCUUACAGUGACCUCCCAAAGGCCUAGCCCAGUGCAAGGCAUACAGUGGUGCUCAAUAUGUAUUUGAUGAAGCAAAUAAAUUUGUACAUGUUUCUACUUUUA